GACACCAUUUUUCUACGCCUACCCCCUAAUUCAGCUCCUCGUAUAGCAUGAUACCACCGUUGAUCAUACCCAGAGUUUCGCCUUCAAUCCCACUUUCGCACCUCUCCAAAUACCGCUUUAUUCACGUUUUGUGCGAACGGAUUGGCGACUGACUUCCCUCGGGAUUUCUGGUUUGCAUUUUGCGGAGGGCGUUGUUACCUGCAGAUACUCGGUGGCGGCUCUAAAUUUAGAGCUUACCGGAGCAGUCAAGUACCAGGGGGGGGGCACUUCCUAAGCGCCACUAACGGCAGAAGAGCCGUCUACCAGAGAUGGAGUGGUACCGGAUUGCGAUAUAAACUAGCUAUAUUGAUCUAGAACGGGACUGGAUCGACUCCGGAACAUGUGUGUGUAGGCCCCACUAUGCAAGCUAGACAUGCUAAGGUGGACCGGCAACAGAAAUCAACCUUCUUACAAGACGAUUUCCCCGCGAAACUUGAUCAGAGGUUGGCUCUCCACUGUGAAAGCUGGAAUUAAAGCUAACUCUCUAAGAUUGCAGUCCAGUGCAGCGAAAUCCGGUAUGCAAGAUGCAUGCAGCCUGGGAUGUAUGCAACAUAAUUCCUUUGUUGUUGUUUUUCCUUAAUACAGUAUACACUAAGAAUUUCUGUAUUGACUUUGAACAUAAUCCCUCUGUUUAUUUCUAGCCCAUUCGGGUGUCUUGGCAAGAAAAAAAAAUGUGCCAAGAAGGUUUUUGAAUUUAAGCAAGAAAUUUUUUCUCUCUCCCUUUCUCCUUUUUCCUAACCUCCUUCCUUUCAACUCUCAACACUUCUCUUUUUCAUUUGUUUUACAAAAUACACUAUCCUUGUCCUCCCUAUCUUUCAUCUCUUUCCUGGCUAGCAAAGUUUUUCCCUGACCUCCAAAGACUCAACCUCUCUUGUCACAACAUUUUCUGUGUUUUACAGGUAUUCUUUCCCACUUUGCCCCUUCUAGAUUUAUUUACUUUCUGUUAUUUCCUUGAUAACUUCCAUUUGUGCUUAACUUCACUGGUAACAUAUUUUUAUUUGUUUAUUUAACAGCUCUGGUUUUUAUCCCAAAUAUUUUAUCUAGAAGGAUUUUAACUAAUAUUUUUUCAUAACUUAUAGGGGUUUAGCCCACUAUGAAUUCCUCACUUCCUACCUUCGGUCCCGAGCCAACGGGCUCGCAAUCCUUGUGUAGCACAAAGCUGCUCGCCAUAUCAGCGGAUGGACAGGUCAGUACGCAGACUUACACUAGCAUAGUGUUGUUUUCCCCCCUGUAUUCUUGAGUAUGCUUGUUUAAGAGCAAUACAGUUAUCACUAUUGCUCGUUCCGUCUGAAUCAUAAAUGCUAACGUUAAUGUGAACUGGAGGAAAUCACAACUCGUUACUACAGCGAGGAACCUGAUAGGUUUAUCACUGCCAUAGAGCCGAUUGCUAAUUUUGCCUCAAUUAGGUAAGUUUUAAAUAAUUAUUUCUUCAUUAAUUUUUUCACUCCUUUGGUAUCAUCAUACUUACUUGUAUAUCAAACCCAACAACAGAGGUCUCAUCGGGUAUACAAGCCCACCUGAGAAAAAAAAAACUCACAUUCCAAAACUGACACCUCACUUCUCGUACUCGAUAUUAGCGGCGAAUUGCAAAAGGAGUUAGGAAGAAAAGGGGAUUCUGGCUUUGGUCAAGCAGAAUCCAAUCUUUCUGUUAAGGAUAUGAUCCAGGAGGGGAAAACAGAGGCUUUUCGGUCAGGGAAAAAGGUGAAACCCAACAAGAUCAUCCUUACUCAAACCCUUAAAAGGUAGCAAUUACUCAUAUAGUUGGACUUAGGGAGGCUACCAUACACGAAGUAGCAACCGGGUUAAGGCAAAAGAGGAGGAGGGCCUCGGUCGAAACGAAAACACUGAGGAAUAUCAAUCUUACGUUGCAAUGCUCAAAUUAGUUCCCGGCCCACCUAUCACAUUGAAAAACACGGUCAAUGACACUCCAAGCCCUGACCCCAGUUUCAAAUUCAUCAGCGAGAGCAAGCUUGACGAAGGGAUCAGUGAGCCAGAUGCUGGCUUCAUGGCUGGAUGUGAUUGCCCAGGUGGCUGCAAACCUGACACUUGUUCAUGCAAUUACGAUUAUCGUGGAUUGAGUCUGGAAUGGCUGGAGGACUCGGGAUUUGCCUAUGAUGAGAACGGGAGAGUCACCCGUCCCAACAAUAUAGGUAUUACUGAAUGCAAUAUGCUUUGCAAGUGUUCAAUAGAAUGCCAAAACCGAGUCAUUCAAAGAGGCCGAACGGUGAAAUUGGAGAUUUUUAUGACAAGAGAGUGUGGCUGGGGUGAGUACCUUUAUUUUUUGGAUUUUGAAUUUGAAUUUACUCUUGCGAGCUUUAGCUGACCUUAUGUUUUAAUCCUCAAGGUUUGCGCACACUAGAGCCGAUUCUCAAGGGCACCUAUAUCGACUCGUAUCUUGGCUUAGUAAUCACGCGGGCAGAAGCAGAAAGAAGAGAAGCGGGAUAUCGACAAAGCGGGCUCUCAUACCUUUUUGAUCUGGAUUUUUUUGAGAAGUCCAUGAAUUGUGGGAUGGAAAAGACCUUAGAAGCUCUCGAGAUUAUAGAAAAUCCAGAAACACCAGAUCUGGAAUCGGCCGAAGCGCAACCCGCAGCCCCACUGCAGAAGAAGCGUCGAAGAACUACUUAUUUUCGUGGUUCUAGGAAAAGAAGGACAAGGGGACCUUACACUGCUGGAAAUGGUAGGGGGAAACAGAACAAAAAAGAAGUGGAAGAGCUAUCGGAAUAUGAGGAGAUCGGAGAGUAUGGUGUUAAACGGGGAAAGGCCCUAUACGAAACAGAAGAGUUUGGCGAGAGCAGUCGGGCUGCUUCUCACAACCGCCCCAUCAAACAGAAGUCCGAAGUCAGCUCUGGAUACAAGCUCGAGAGAUCAGCAUCUACUACCCCAGAAGACUACAGGCUGCGAAGUUACAGUCUAGAUUCGAAAGAUAUGGGGAAUGUAACUCGAUUUUCCAACCACUCCUGCGACCCAAAUCUCGAUAUUUACAGUGUCGUAACUGGAAGUCACGAAAUUUUCACUUUAGCACUGUUCGCCAACCGUGAUAUCGCUGCAGGCUCAGAACUCACCUUCAGUUAUAGCGGUAAUGCUGGGCUUGAGCGUGCCAAGGAGAAGCAGAAGCUGUUAAAGAGUAGGAAGAACAAGAAGGGCGGCGAGGAUACAGAAUUGUUUAGGUGUAGGUGUGGGACAAGAAAGUGUGUAGGGUUUUACUGGAACUAGCACGCAAUUAUUGGGAUUGGAGUGGGAUCGCUCCUUGGUGUCGGCAUGAGCUGAGCCUACGCACCAGUUGUAUGCUAGCUAACAUGCGUACAAGAGAAAAGAGAAAAAAAAAACAAGAAGGAAAGACAGAAAGAUGAAAAAAUAUAAAAAUGGGGAGAAAGAGAGAAAGAAAGAGGUCGGAGGAAAGAGGUGGGGAGAAAAAAAGAGAGAGAAAGCUCUAGUAGAGUAUGAAAAUCGAGAAAGAAGGGGGAAAAAAAACUCCCGAUGGAAAGCCAAGUCCUAAAAAGUGAAGGGCAGGUGGAUUUAGUGUGUGGGAGCAAUAGAUGUUUGGGUGGGGGUGGAAAGCUUCUGGUACGUAUUAGGGGAGUACAAUACAGCACUGUAUUGAAAGCUGGAAGCAGAGAUGGAAUAGGAGGAGGGAUGUGAAACUGGAGUGGAGAGCUUCCUUAUACGUAUCAAGGAGAUAGCAGUCCAGACUCAGACGCCGGUAAGCCGGUCUUUUAAAGCGCAACAUAGUGUUGAAGAUUUUCCUUAGUCCGUUUUUUGAAUCUCUACUUUUCUUUGUUUUCUUACCUUGCUACUAGCUCCCCCUAUCGUUUUUUUUUACCCUUUUUGCAAAGGGAAUGUUGUUCUGUUUUGGGACACAUGAUAUCUCUCGCUACUAUUCCUUCUCCCCUCCCCUCCUCGCCUCCUUUUUCCCUUACUUUUUGACACUUCGGCCUUUUACUUCCCAUGAGCGUUCUUUCCCGCUUCCAACUAGCUCUUCUUUUGCUUCCUUUGUUCAUUAUAUCCUCACUUCUUCUUUCUUCUAUUCUACCCUGCCAAUUUUUACUGUUUUGUGGUUUGGAGCAUCUUCUCAAUUGUCUCUUGCUUGCCUUUCUUCCUUUGUCGUCUUUUCCUGUGUGUUGGAUUUCCCUGAACAAGUGUAGAUCGAGAAUCAUACCUUUACUUUUUUCAUCUGCUUUAGCUGGCUAGCUCAAACAAUUUACUAAGACUCAGAACACGGAUACGGAUGGGUAGAUGGAAGGUGGGAUAGCCGAAUUAAAAAAAAAAAUCCUUUAAAUUCUCGAUCUUGCACGGAACCCAAGUUCUAAAAAAGUAUGGCGUAGAAACCCUACAAACAAAAGAAAACAACCUCACUUCAAAACUGAGAAAUAGUAAAAACUAUAUCUACUCCUCUUAUAAUUAAAUACAAUUUACAAUUCAUGAAACCAAGUUAGUAUUUUUUAUAAAAAGAAAGCUAUUCUAACAACACACGAAAUCCAAUUUCUUUACAUCCUCCUCUCCUCUAUCCAAGCCUCAAUUAUGCAGCUAUGAAAGAGGAUAAGAUAGUUUGCAGUAGGAUAGCAACCAGUAUAUUUCUUCUCAGAGGAUAUAAUAAUACUUUCAUAAAGCUAGUUGUCAAAAGUGUUCAUAAUCUGAGACCUGUUUAAUUAAC
Molecule: messenger RNA, 4690 nt
Organism: Tuber aestivum (summer truffle)
Lineage: Eukaryota; Fungi; Ascomycota; Pezizomycetes; Pezizales; Tuberaceae
Source: the annotation of a GenBank genome assembly